Selaginella moellendorffii is the source of this 1002-nucleotide messenger RNA. Its product is annotated as probable cysteine protease RD19B. Gene Ontology annotation, cellular component: lysosome. NCBI's taxonomy places the organism in Eukaryota, Viridiplantae, Streptophyta, Lycopodiopsida, Selaginellales, Selaginellaceae. The transcript is spliced from 5 exons. The annotation marks the transcript as partial. The record is from RefSeq and is a predicted model, not a curated record. Gene Ontology annotation, molecular function: cysteine-type endopeptidase activity.
AUGGCAAAGGCUCUAGCGAUCAUCUUGGUCGGCUUGCUCAUUCUCGUGGUUUGCUGCUCUUCAUCAAACAGAUUGGAUAUUGGUAAAAUUCGACAGGUGACAGACAAUUUAGAAGUAAAAGAUGUGGAGGGCCACUUCAAACACUUUAUGCAAAAGUUUGGUAAGGUUUACGGGACUACAGAGGAGUAUGUCCACCGGCUGAAGGUGUUUCAAGCAAAUCUUGCGCAUGUCAUGAGCCUCAAGAAGCAGGAUCCCACUGCCAUACAUGGGAUCACAAGCUUCGCAGACCUCACCCCUGAAGAGUUAUCGCGAUUCCUGGGAUUCCGUAAGGCGUACUCCAAUAGGGUUGUAAACCAGGCUCCUCUUCUUCCCACAGACAACUUGCCGGAGGCGUUUGAUUGGAGGGAGCAUGGUGCAGUGACCCCUGUCAAGUUCCAGGGACGCUGCGGAUCUUGUUGGACUUUUAGCACCACCGGAGUAGUGGAAGGCGCCAACUUUCUAAAGACUGGAAAACUCAUUAGCCUAAGUGAGGAGCAGUUGAUAGAUUGUGAUUACAAGGAUAACGGCUGCGAGGGUGGCGACAUGCUAAGUGCAUACGAGUAUGUAAAAGCCAGGGGUCUUGAGGCUGAGGAAGAUUACCCUUAUGAAGAACUUGGCUACAGACACAAACCCGUCCGUGGUCCGUGCCGUUACCAGCCAAGCAAGGUGGUUGCCACCAUUGCAAACUACUCAAGGGUGUCUGAGGAUGAGGACCAAAUCGCUGCCAAUCUGGUGAAAAAUGGGCCAUUGUCAAUUGCGUUAAGAGGAAAUGUUUUAUUUACUUACGAGGGUGGGGUUGCUUGCCCGCGCAUUUGCCCUGGGGAGAUAAACCAUGGUGUGCUGCUUGUUGGCUAUGGCGUAGAGAAUGGUUUGCGUUAUUGGACCUUCAAGAAUACUUGGACUGAUGAAUUUGGUGAAAAUGGCUACUUUAGGCUAUGUAGAGAAAUGAAUACUCCUAUCAGG